AUGGCAGCCGAAACAAAAACCGAGAUUCAGGAAUCGACCGCAGAGGAGCGGAUCGAGCACUCAAAAGUCGAGGAGUCCACGGCGGAGCCUGUGGUCAAACUGGAUUCUUAUAGAGAUGACAAUCAUAUAAAUCUGACGUGGAGAUCUUGGAUGGUAGUUUUUGUUACAUGCUUUGCUAUUAUGGGUCAAGUUUAUGUUGUGGUCGCUGCUGGAUCGGUUAUUGGCUUCAUUAUUAGAGAUCUCGGCGACCCAGCCAUCGCAGGAUGGAUCAUCCAGGGACCUCUAUUGAUGCAGAGUGUUCUUUCGCCUAUUGUAGGUCGCCUCUCCGACGUCCUAGACCGGAAAUACCUCGCGAUAGUCCCUACUGCCAUUUCCUUCGUGGGUGCGAUCGUCUCAGCAAAAGCCACGAAUAUGGCCACACUUAUCGGGGGUGGGAUUCUGGUCGGCUUCACUCUCGCAACGAUUGCUAUCGUGCAAGCUAUCCCGUCGGAAGUCUUGCCCUUGAAAUUCCGUGCUCUUGCGAACGGAUUUGCAUUUCUUGGAGGAGCAGUUGGUGGAUUAGUUGGCAGUCUCGGUGCGGGUGCGGCAACUAAUUCCAAUGCAUCAGGCUGGCGGACUAUCUUCUGGAUUCAGGCUGGUUUCUUUGCCAUAACAAUCAUAGGACUGCUUCUAUUUUAUCACCCAAAGAAAGUAACCGACACCCCAAAAUUGUCGUUGAAGGAGAUAAUGUGGGCAUGCGAUCCUAUUGGGUCAAGUCUCUUCAUUGUCGGUGCUACCUUAACGCUCUUGGCUCUGGAUUGGGCGGGUGGGUCAUAUACAUGGCAUAGCAACCAUGUUGUAGCACCACUCGUAGUUGGUCUUGUUUCAUUACUUGCUUUUGCCAUUUACGAAUGGAAAGGGCGCAACGAUGGACUUGUUGCUCAUGCUUUCUUUAAACGUGGACCGAACUUUAGUCUCUCUGUGUUUGCGUUUGCAGUUGAAGGAUGGAUCUUCUAUAGCGCUGUCAACAGCGUGACACCCCUUAUUGUCCUACAUCUUGGGUUUGAAACCGAUGCUUGGCUGAUUUCUGUGCGCCAACUUUCGUAUACGUUGGUAACUCUUACGGUCUCAGUCCCGAUUAUGCUUUGGGCAACAUGGAAGAAAGACCUAAAGUCUCCACUGCUAAUAAGCUUCGUCUUCUUCCUGGCCGUCUCCAUCUGCUACGCAUGCAUCAACCCUUCGAUGAAAAAUGCCCAAAUUGGGUUUAACAUCAUUUCUGGAAUUGGCCAGAGCGGCCCGCUCACGCUCCUCGUUGCCCUUGUCCAAUUUACUGCACCGCAUGCGUAUCUCUCAACAGCAACCGGCCUUGCAUUUUCAGCAAGAGCUCUCGGUGGCGCUUUUGGUUCAGCCGUCUUAAACGCUAUCAUCAACGGCAAAAUUUCGUCAACCUAUGUGCCGGCUGUGUCUUCCGCUGCAACAAACGCUGGGCUUCCAAUAACUUCAAUUCCGGAUUUGCUUAAAGCCCUGGAAAGCGGUGCGGGAUUCGCUGAGGUACCUGGUGUUAAUGACAAAAUUCUCGGCAGUGCCAUCAGUGCUAGUCAAAACGCCUACGCUGCAGCCUAUAGAUUGGCUUGGGCUAGUAUUAUCCCGUUUGUGGUACUAUCAAUAGUAGCGGUUGCUUUCCUAAAGGGAGUAAAGGAAUUGAUGACGGAACAUGUCGAGGCAACUGUAGAACACGUGGAGGUUCAAGAGAAGACAGCGGUUUAG
Messenger RNA from Venustampulla echinocandica, 1746 nucleotides. Its product is annotated as MFS general substrate transporter. The record is from RefSeq and is a predicted model, not a curated record. Gene Ontology annotation, molecular function: transmembrane transporter activity. Gene Ontology annotation, biological process: transmembrane transport. The transcript has 10 exons. The coding region runs from base 1 to 1746 and encodes 581 amino acids. NCBI's taxonomy places the organism in Eukaryota, Fungi, Ascomycota, Leotiomycetes, Helotiales, Pleuroascaceae.